Myotis davidii is the source of this 2412-nucleotide messenger RNA. It is a transcript of the gene MGAT1, whose product is annotated as mannosyl (alpha-1,3-)-glycoprotein beta-1,2-N-acetylglucosaminyltransferase. Gene Ontology annotation, biological process: protein N-linked glycosylation. The coding region runs from base 849 to 2192 and encodes 447 amino acids. The transcript is spliced from 4 exons. The record is from RefSeq and is a predicted model, not a curated record. NCBI's taxonomy places the organism in Eukaryota, Metazoa, Chordata, Mammalia, Chiroptera, Vespertilionidae. Gene Ontology annotation, cellular component: Golgi apparatus. Gene Ontology annotation, molecular function: alpha-1,3-mannosylglycoprotein 2-beta-N-acetylglucosaminyltransferase activity.
CAGCACGAAUCUCCGCCGGCUCUCGCCACACUCUCUGCUCCGCCCCUUCUGGCGCGGCAGCACCUGAACCCCCCGCUCUGUUCCCUCCCAGUUCCCCGCCGCGUCCACACCUGGUCUCCAGUCCUGCGAACAGUGACUGUAGAACCACCUCAGGCCCUGCAGACCCAGGUUAACGCAGGAGGCAGCCGCCUGGGCCAUGCCGGUUCGAAGGCCUGUGUCUUCUCAGGAGCCCCAGCAGGAGACAGAGGGGCCUGUGUUCACAGUGGAUGACUUCCCCUCCCUGAGCCCGAGAUGGGAUAGUAGCUGGGACCCGCCUACCACCAGGAUCUGGGCCUGAGAAGCCAGCUGAAUGAAGGGCCAUACCAGACGCCUGGGAGGGACACUGACGCCCGCAGUGGGGGGGGAGGGGUCCGGACCUGCCCCUUCCCCCCCAGACUCCUCCCCCUCAGAGGACACUCAGCCAUGGACUUUGGACGCGGAUCAGAGAGAAGCUGCGUUUUGUUUGGUGUCUCCGGUUUGGGAGUCUCAGUUUUGGAAAUGGAGUGCUGGAUGGGGUGUGAGGAUCUCCAGGGGAGCAGCUGAGAGAAGAGAAGAAAGAAAUCACUAGUCCUGCCCUCGGCCUGACCCGUCCACAAGACAGUCCCCUCCAGACAGCCAUCGGCCUUCUCACAUAGGCGCCAGGAAGGAUGCUUAGGCCGAUUAGCCAGGACCAGUGACAGAUUUGACCAAAUGUGCAUGGCUACUUCCUAAUCCCAAAGCCCAGAGGACACAUCCCUAGAACUGUGCGGGUGAGGCCGGCCAGCAGGGCAGCUUGAGCGCCCCUCUCGUGGCUCCCCGCGGGGGCCAGGAUGCUGAAGAAGCAGUCUGCAGGUCUUGUGCUGUGGGGCGCCAUCCUCUUUGUGGCCUGGAACGCCCUGCUGCUGCUCUUCUUCUGGACGCGCCCUGUGCCCAGCAGGCUGCCCUCAGACAGCGCUCUGGAUGACGACCCCACCAGGCUCACCCGCGAGGUGAUCCGCCUGGCCGAGGACACCGAGGUGGAGCUGGAGCGGCAGCGGGGGCUGCUGCAGCAGAUCUGGGAGUACUCUGUGCGGCGGGGCCAGCGGUGGAGGGUGCCCACUGCCGUCCCACCCGUGCCGCCACGAGGGCCUGGGACCUUGCCGCCAGCUGUGAUCCCCGUCCUGGUCAUCGCCUGUGACCGCAGCACUGUCCGGCGCUGUCUGGACAAACUGCUGCACUACCGGCCCUCAGCCGAGCGCUUCCCCAUCAUCGUCAGCCAGGACUGUGGGCACGAGGAGACAGCUCAGGUGAUCGCCUCCUAUGGCAGCGCCAUUACACACAUCCGACAGCCCGACCUGAGUGCUAUUGCGGUGCCACCCGACCACCGCAAGUUCCAGGGCUACUACAAGAUCGCGCGCCACUACCGCUGGGCCCUGGGCCAGAUCUUCCACAAGUUCAAGUUCCCCGCGGUGGUGGUGGUGGAGGACGACCUGGAGGUGGCCCCGGACUUCUUCGAGUACUUCCAGGCCACAUACCCGCUGCUGAGGGCCGACCCCUCCCUCUGGUGUGUGUCUGCCUGGAACGACAACGGCAAGGAGCAGAUGGUGGACUCGAGCAAGCCGGAGCUGCUCUACCGCACCGACUUCUUCCCCGGCCUGGGCUGGCUGCUGUUGGCCGAGCUGUGGGCCGAGCUGGAGCCCAAGUGGCCCAAGGCUUUCUGGGAUGACUGGAUGCGGCGGCCUGAGCAGCGGCAGGGCCGGGCCUUCCUGCGGCCCGAGAUCUCCAGAACCAUGACCUUUGGCCGCAAGGGUGUGAGCCACGGGCAGUUUUUUGACCAGCAUCUCAAGUUCAUCAAGCUGAACCAGCACUUUGUGCCCUUCACCCAGCUGAAUCUGUCAUACCUGCGGCAGGAGGCCUAUGACAGGGAUUUCCUUGCCCGCGUCUAUGGCGCCCCUCUGUUGCAGGUGGAGAAAGUGAGGACCAGUGAGCGGAAUGAACUGGGGGAGGUACGGGUGCAGUACACCAGCAGGGACAGCUUCAAAGCCUUCGCCAAGGCCCUAGGAGUCAUGGAUGACCUCAAGUCGGGGGUCCCCAGGGCCGGUUACAGGGGCAUCGUCAGCUUUCUGUUCAGGGGCCGCCGUGUCCACCUGGCACCCCCGCAAACCUGGGAGGGCUAUGAUCCCAGCUGGAAUUAGUGCUGCCUGUCUCUCCCGGCCCCUCUCACGGCACAUGCUGAGACAGACUGCAGUCCUGGCUGCACCCUCCUCUCUGUGUCUCUCUUGGGUCCAUUUAUCUUUUUAUUUUAUUUUAUUUUUGAGUGGCAUUCGAGUGCACAAAUGAGAAGGUGAAGAUGACUCGCCCAUUGAGAGGUUCAAAUCAGGGGAAACUUUCUGGGGUACGUUGGGGGAUAUUGAG